UAUUUCUUUUAUUAAAUAUUAUAGUAUUAUUUUGUAUCUACCAAAAGAGUUAAAAAGAAGUUUACUGCUGUUUAAGUUACGGAUAAAGCAAUAAUGUCUUUACGACAAACCUGUAUUAAAACCGUCCCAAUUGAAGAAACGAGUUUCAAAAUACAAGCAGAGUUCUUUUAUCCAAAAAUAGUGGUAAUUGAAGAUAAACUUAUUCGUAUUUUGGAUUCAGUAAGUGAAGAUAAUUCUUGCCAAAAUUAUGUACAAAACUUUGAAACUAAAAUUAUUGAUUAUAUGGCUUAUGAUAACAUGCUAUGGCUCGCAUUUAAAUCUGGGGAAGUUGUUGUAGCUAAUCCUCACAACAACUCUAUUCUGAAACUAGAAAAUACUGGCUAUUCUACGUACAUAAUCCACCAAUUUGUACAGUACAAUAAUCAACUUUAUAUCCUCACUGAAAGCGGUGAAUACCUAACGACAUCUGUAUCUCCAAAAGACAUAAAAAGUAACCUAAAUAAUGGAACUGCAAGUUUGUCUAUGUCAUAUGAAAAGGUGCACAUACCAAGAGUUAAAAAGGAUGAAAUGAAAAUUUGGUCUAAUGGAAUUAUGUAUCAAUUGUGUUCUGGUAACAUAAAAAUUCAGUGUCCAGUCACCGGGCUCUGGGAAAUUUUGUCCCUGAAUGUGGAGAUCCAGUAUCUACGAUUAUGGAGCAACAUGAUGGUCUUGGCUAGUCUCAAAAAAAUGUGGCUUAUUGAUGCUAAAACUUAUAACACACUUUUUGCCUUUGAUGAAAAUAAUGGAAAAUUUUUACCAUUAGCAGCUCAUGAAAACACAUUUUACUAUUUAAAUUGGUAUGAUAAAGAGAUUCAAAUUUGCUGUGCCAGCAUAUCUCAAGAUGAAAACCAGCUUUCAACAGGUGUAUUUUACCCUCAACAAAAGUCUACAAGUCAGGAUUUGUUAGUAAGGGAAUUAAAAUCAUUGGUUAGUAAAAUAAUUUCAGAAAAACUGCCUCACACUGAAGUAUUUAACAAGCUCAAGAUAUAUUUCACUGAGAUACAAGAUAUCGAAUUUCUCAUAAACAUAGCUACGCAAUUAUGCCACCACAAUAUUGCAUGCAAAAUUGUAUUGUACCAACUUCAAAAGAGAAUCUUUGAAAACAGCUGUAACCAAUAUAAAGACCUAUUGUGCGACAUCAUGAUAAAAGUGGAUCUUCUAGAAUACAUUUAUUUUAAAAGAAAUGGGUAUGAGUAUUUAAACAUAUUUGAAAAAUCUUUUAUAGAAUUAUGUUCUCUGUUUAUAUCCAAGUCAGAUAUGGAUUUGGCUUCUAUAUGUUGGCUGAAGUAUUCGGAGAUUAAGCAAGACAUUAGUCACGAAGACAUAGUUAAUAUAUUAAAUGCCAUUCCACAUAAUAUCAAAAUGAGUGCACUCGUGAUAUGGUUGAGAAAUUUUGCUCCUACACUGCUUGAACAAAAUCCAUUCCAUAUUGACUUAUUUGUCAAAUGGACAACAGAAAGAGUUUUUCUCCUAGAACAAUCAUCAUACUGGCCAAAGAUAGGACUGAAAUUUAUAACAGCAAUAGUAGAAAUACUAGAAAAAUCAAUUAAAACUGUUAACAUAAGACUUAUCUCAAUAGAUGAUUUGGAUUCCUUAAAAAGCCACAUAAAUUACAUUUCGGAUUUAAAAGAAAAAUAUAGAAUUAACAUGCUGUUAAAUGAAUUCAGUUCCUUGAGUCCCAUGGAAAUUGCUCUAAUAAUGCUAAGGCGAUGUUACACAGAAGAUUUGGCAGCUUUCUUACAAGAAAACUUGACUAGCUAUGCUUCCCGUAAUUCAUUUGAAAUGGAUGAUGCACUGAGGUCCUUUAUAGAAAGUGAAACGGCUAGCAGUGGCGGAAGUGUGGAUGGCCAACGGUUAGAAAUUUUGCUUAAUGCCUUUCAUUCACCUAGCAAUAAGUUGGACUGUUUGUUGCAAGUUCUGAAAGUAUUAGAUGUUCCUUGGAAUCCUACUGUUCUGAACAUUGCGACUGAAGCCGCUCUUUUGGCCAAUACUGAUUUUACAAUAUCUGAAUCAGAUAAAUUCAUAGCUCAGGAAAUAUACACUGAACUAAAUUUUGCAAAAAUUAAGGUAGUUUUAAAAAAAUAUAACUUUCCCCUAACAUGUACGGACUACAUGUUAGUUAUUCAUAAAAUAGUUAAUGUGUCUGAAGUCAAUUUAGAAGAUUUAAAGGUAAUUGCAAAUAUAAUGACUUCGUACACUCACUAUGCAAACACUUUGUAUAUUAGUCGAUGUCUGCAUGAUUGUGAAACAAGGAUGGCACUGGACUAUUUUAAAGACCUAUCAAAUUGCAACAAAAGAGUCCUCAUUAAAACUAUUGAAAUUAAAUAUGAACAAGUAAUUAACGGCGUUACAAGCAACCCCAUAAUAGAGAGAAACUAUCUGGAUUUUUUGAAAGGAAGUAAUUUAUUACAUAAAGAUAAAGUAAAAUAUCUUGAAAAUUUGUAUCACCUAAAAAAUUCGUAUGAAUUGAAGACCAGCUUAAACAAUAUGUGCUCUGAAAAUAGUUGCCAAAGUUUACUGAAUACUUGGAAAACUGAAAAGGGUAAUAUUAUUAGCUCCAGCAGUGGCAGAUGCAUUACACAACUUGUUGAUGAACACUUUUCGCAGCACUCGGAAAUUACAAAAUUAUUAAAAAGGGCAGCUACAAGUCAAGAAAUCCGAAAAAUAAUUGAAGACCUAAUAUUUUCUGAUUCAGAUGGCAAUAAGAAAAAAUCUGUACUAUCUUUAUUUAUUGAUGGACAGAAUUCGGAGCUAUUGUUAAGCUCAUAUGAUAUUUUAUGCGAAAUAGUUAUUCACUGCAAAGAAGAGACCAUGCACUUCUUAUUGCAGAGUUUAUCUAUGCUUAAUUCUCUUAAAAAUGCUCACUUUAUACUUAAAGACCUUUCAGUGGCUUGGAAAUAUCAGUAUGUUUUCCUUCCUAUGACAUCAAUUAGUGCAUUAAAUGAAUUGAUUCAUUUUUAUAGUAAAACACCUAUAGAAGAUACAACUGAGGUUGAGUUGGCUAAUAUUUUCAAUACAAAUGAUUUCAUUCCAUUUAGAGUCUUACCACCCAUUUUAGAGGAUUCAAAAUCUUUGGUGCAAACAAUCAAUAUGCUAGAAAAGUUCACAAGGAAAAUUAUUAUAAAACUAAUUUCUUCUCAGGAAAUUGACUUUAUUUUGCUAACAUCCCUAUUAUUGCUAUUAGAAAAUACAAUUGCUGUUGAGGACCAAAUGUGGAUUUUAGACUUGCUUCGUGGUCAAUCAGAUUCAUUCUCUCCUCUAAUUAUAAACUACCUCUCCUUGCCAGUGAUACGAAAAACAUUCUCAUUAGAAGGCAUUUUGCCACGGAACAUUAUGUCAUAUCCACCACAGUACAUAUUAAAAUUGAAAUUCAGUAUCAAUUUAGAUGAAAUUACUCUUCCUGAAAGUAAUGAGGAGACUUGGGAUGUUAAGGUUUUAUUAUUCUAUAUCCUGAGAAAUGUUCCCAAUAUGCCUUUUGAAAAAAUAAUAGACUUGUGCCAUACAUUAAAUAUUUCUGAAAGUGACGGCCUUUCCUUGUACCUGAUAUCAUUAUUGAGCAAUUGGGAACUUAAAUAUAAAAUAGUAGUUAAUGAUGUUGGGUACAGGAAUAUACACAUAGAAAAUCAUGAACAAGAGCUGGCCACAAAAUGUAAUGUUAUUUGGCAAAACAUAGAAAAUAAGGAUUUUGUGAGAGAUAUACUGACAGACUUCUGGAAAAGUGGUGAGGUGAUAAUACAUGGUUGUCUUGUCUCAGUCAAUCCUUACUAUUAUGAAGUGUUUCUAUGUAUUUACCAAUUAUUAUAUGCUUCAUCUACUGAGUCCCGAAAUAUGAAAGAGUACUAUUUACUUCAUUUUCUUAGCCAGUAUAAACGAAAGAGUCCUCCAAAACAAUAUGAAUUCGAACUGUUUUCUGAAAAGGGCAUAUUUCCAGAAAUUGGCCACUAUCGCCUACCGUUCCACCUAUUUAUGCGCGAGGAUAUGUGGUCCAAUUUGAAAUCGGAAAUCACAUUAGAAACAUAUGAAUCCUGGUUACCUGUCGUUUCUCUGCUCUCGUUGGAUCCUGAUUUACAAACUGCUAAGGACAUGAUUUGCAGUAACGCCGUUAAACAAACAAUGACGAAUCGUAAAAGAACUGAUAGUACUGAAGCCGAAUCAAAGGAUAGCGAACCCUGGCGUUUGACCACACGUGAAGAGCCUCUGCUUCGCACCGCCCACAGGUGUGUCCGACAUAUCGCUAACAUGGAAUGGGCAGGGGCAUGUCUUUUCUAUGUGCUUCAAGGCUGUGCAAGAGGAGCGGAUCAAGUAGCUGCAGCGCAACUUUGUUACCAAUUUUCUCAACGCUGGGCCUCGCUGCAGCCGGGAAAUCGUGCAGUUAGACAGAUGGAACGCUUACACUCGACGCUUUCGACGCGCCACGCCCUCCAUAAAAUAGAAUGGGCGUGCGAAGAUUUACUCAAACUUGUGUCCGAGCCGACUCAGCUUAUCCACACUCUAUACAGCCAUCCCAGUUUCAUUGAUAAGAUCGGCCGACAUGACAUAAAUCGUGUAGCUAAUGAAAUAGCCGAUAAAAACGCUAUAAACAUAAGCUCUAUUAGAAUUCAAAUCCUUGAGAAUAUUUUAAACAAAACAAAAAAAGAUCAAAAGUUCUCACCCGGUUUAGCCACCACAGACUUGAUAAUUGCAAAAUAUAUUCUCAAAGCCACUCAUCCCAAAAUGGGCGCCAUAUAUCUUUCUAGAAUAGCCUUUGAUGAGGACACUGAAUACAACAAAUGCAAGAAGUUAAGAGCACUCCAGUGUCUCCUGAGCGUGAUAGAUCCUGAAAAUGCUGUGAAAGUAACAAAUCGUAAACGUGACGAGCUUUGGUCGUCAUUAUUAGAUCUAUUAUACAUUGUGCACAUUGAGAAAAUAGAUAUGCCCUGGGUGAUAUCCACUUACACUCAAAACAAGCAACUUGCUAUAAGUCAACUUUUGCAAACGUCCAGUGGUAAUUUGGAAUCUCUGAAAAUAGCAUCCGAAAUGGCUCAUAGAUUUGGUAAUGCACAAAUUAUAAGAGAGAUGAUUCCAUUGAUGCUUCGUCAUGGCGUCUAUGAAGAGAUGAUCCCCCUAUUAUUGAAAACCUUGUACCCACCAGACAAGUUGAUUUAUACAGCAUGGCGUGUUGUUAUAUUGAGCCCUUUUCAACAAGCCGAUUACCCUAUCACUGAUCGUCAAAAGGCCAAGUGUCUAAAUGCUUUGAAUCUCUUACCAAUUUGUCCCGUGAUAAAAGAUGAGGAUCUAAUUGAAAUCUGGAAAAAUUGUGUCAGGUGUAAAAAUCUAGGUCUCGGGUGCUUAAUUCUUCCAUACAUGACGUCCCAAGCGAGACAAUCAUUGGUGGAGUUAAAUAAAAUUGAUAAAAGGAACUUAAUCAUUGCUCUAAAGAAUUUACACACAGAAAGUUACUUGGUAUCAGGGGCAAUGUAUGUUUUAGAAAAUUUGACGUCCAAAGUACACAGAAAAUGAUGUAAAUAAUUAUGUAAUAGGAUUCUAAAAGCAUAAUAUU
Molecule: messenger RNA, 5578 nt
Organism: Aricia agestis (brown argus)
Lineage: Eukaryota; Metazoa; Arthropoda; Insecta; Lepidoptera; Lycaenidae
Gene: rod
Exons: 2
Coding region: 94-5538 (1814 amino acids)
Biological process (GO): mitotic spindle assembly checkpoint signaling; mitotic sister chromatid segregation; protein localization to kinetochore involved in kinetochore assembly
Cellular component (GO): RZZ complex; cytoplasm; kinetochore microtubule
Molecular function (GO): small GTPase binding
Source: RefSeq, a predicted model, not a curated record